ACGUUCAUUUUUACCCGGAAUUUGUCUGUUCAUGGUGAACUCUUAUUUAAAUCAAAACUUUGUCACAUGUUGUAGGUAGUCAUCUCUAAGUAUGCGACACGGAAGACUUGUAAACAAUUUUUUCUUGGCUCUGUUUCAUCGUGUGGAACCCGAGCGUGCCGCUGGACAGCGAACAGUGGACACCCGAACACCGCCGCCGGACGCUAUAUUUAUCUGCUAUGUAAUCGCGCCGCCAGGGUGCGCUGCGCGUGACACAGUUUCCAGCGCGCGCGCCGUGAGCGAAGACUCCAGUGCGCGGUCAUGCACGCGAGUGGUGCUGAUGCGGGGACUUUCGCAGUGCACUUUUCGCCGCUAUUCCAGUGCUGUCGUUUCAAGGCUCCAUUUACACAUGACGGUGGAUACAGAAGUGCCGGGGGCAGCGAGGAGAUAAAAGGCACACGGGCGAAUUGCGAAAGUGUCCUCCAUGCCGCGAUCGAGAGGCGGGAUCUUCUCUAGACUGCUGAGUUGCUCUUUUUUCCCACCGCAAGCGGCGGUGACAGAGGCAGGGGCGAAAUGAGAUCGUGCGGGAGGGAGGAGUAGUUUGUCGGCUCGGAGGAGGGAGGAGGUGGAGGAGGAAGAGGAGGGAUGGGAGGUGGCAGAUGGAUCUGGAGACGAUGCCGCACAAAAAGAAGCAUUUUACCGUUUCAUUAGCAGGCGUCCUAAUCGCAACUGGUGGCAGUUUUCUGAAGACCGCCGUAGACUGCACGAGGGACUACAAUAGAGAAUGCCGUGUCUUUGGUGGGAUCGGCGGCGUCGAUGGCUCCGUGAUCGAUCGGUUCCAUCAAUUAAUGAGAAUUCGAGUCUCAAGUCAGUGUGACGGAACGCCGGGGCGGGAACGGACAGUAACGGACGACUCUGCUGAUGGAGUUCAAAGACUGAGUGAUCUCUGUCAUCUGUUUUAGCCCAUUAUUCACGCGGCUUUCGAAACAAAUAGUCUAGACAAUCGUACUUAAUUUUCCAAUCGCUGCUUUGACAUAAAUUGUAUUUGUACCGUACGGCAGGGCACGUUUUUAAAUGGGCGCUGUAAACAUCAGAUGUGAAAUCUGAACCCUCUGCGAAAGACUGGUCACCUCUGUACUGCCGUUUGCUUCAGCAGCGCCCUAUUUGCGUCCGGCACCAUGAUGUGCGAGGUGAUGCCGACCAUAAAUGAGGGCGACUCGAUGGGAUCCCAGCGAGGCGCCCAGAAUGGCUCGGACCCGGACUCGAAUUUUGAGCAGCUCAUGGUGAACAUGCUGGACGAGCGAGACAAGCUGCUCGAGUCGCUGCGCGAGACCCAGGAGACGCUUGUCCAAUCGCAGGCGAAGCUGCAGGACGCGCUGCACGAGCGGGACCUCCUCCAGCGGCAGAUCAACUCGGCUCUGCCUCAGGAGUUUGCCACACUGACCAAGGAGCUGAAUGUGUGCCGAGAGCAGCUUCUCGAGAAAGAGGAGGAAAUCUCGGAACUGAAAGCAGAAAGGAACAACACCAGACUGCUGCUUGAGCACCUGGAGUGCUUGGUGUCCCGACACGAGCGCUCCCUCAGGAUGACCGUGGUUAAGCGUCAGGCCCCUCCCCCAUCAGGUGUGUCCAGUGAGGUGGAAGUGCUUAAAGCCCUCAAGAGCCUCUUUGAGCACCAUAAAGCGCUGGACGAGAAGGUGCGCGAGAGGCUGCGGGUGGCACUAGAGAGAGUGGCAACACUGGAGGGACAGCUGUCAGCCACCACUCAAGAACUGUGUGCAGUGAAGCAGAGGAAAGACAGGAUGGAGGGAGAAUCUCUGGACAGAAUGGACUCAAAGCCCACGUGGAAGCGACUGCCCAAUGGUUCUAUCGAUGCCCACGAUGAGGCCAGCCGGUCGCUGGAGCUGCAGGAGCUUCUAGACAAGGCCACCAAGGAGCUGGGCCAGAGUGAGGAACGCACGUCUGCUCUGGCUACCCGUGUCGCCGAGCUGGAGGCAGACCUGGCCACUGCGCGCAAGGACCUGCUGAGGAGCGAGGAGCUCAACACCAAGUACCAGCGUGACAUUCGUGAGGCCAUGGCACAGAAGGAGGACAUGGAAGAGAGGAUUACAACACUGGAGAAGCGCUACCUGGCAGCUCAGCGAGAGACCACCUCCAUCCAUGACCUGAAUGACAAGCUGGAGAAUGAGCUGGCCACCAAGGACUCGCUGUACCGUCAGAGCGAGGAAAAGGCACGCCACCUGCAGGAACUGCUAGAGCUGGCAGAGCAGAGGCUACAGCAGACCAUGAGGAAAGCGGAGACUCUUCCCGAGGUGGAGGCGGAGCUUGCCCAAAGGGUGGCUGCUCUCACUAAGGCCGAAGAGCGUCACGGGAACAUUGAGGAGCGUCUGCGGCAGCUGGAGGCGCAACUGGAGGAAAAGAAUCAGGAGCUGGGCAGGGCUCGGCAGCGAGAGAAGAUGAACGAGGAGCACAACAAGCGGCUGUCUGACACUGUGGACCGCCUGCUAACUGAGUCCAAUGAGCGUCUCCAGCUGCACCUGAAGGAGCGUAUGGCAGCGCUGGAGGACAAGAACACACUUAUUCAUGAUCUGGAGAAUUCUCAGAAACAGCUAGAAGAAUUCCAUCACACAAAGGAGCGGCUCAUUGGGGAAAUCGAAAAGCUGCGGACUGAGAAUGAUCUCCUGAAGCGCAGGAGCGGUGCCUUUGGAGACAGCCUGCACCCCCGGUCCCGGGUGGCAAGUGCCACGGACCUGCGCUUCUCUGUGGUAGAGUCCCAGGGGGAACACUUUGGUGCCACGGCAGCAGUUAUCAGGAGAGCCCAGAAGGGGCGGCUGGCCGCUCUGCGGGAUGAGCCUACCAAGGUCAUGGCGGUUGUGGAACAGGACUGGGAGCGCUCUCAGCUGCCUAGUCUGCGUUCCAGUGUCACACAUCUUAUGGAAAGUGACCCCGAGCUGUCUGACUUGGAUGAUGACGACCGCGAGACGAUCUUCAGCUCAGCAGACCUCUUGUCUCCCAGCGGCCACUCGGAUGCCCAGACACUGGCCUUGAUGCUGCAGGAGCAGCUGGAUGCCAUCAAUGAGGAGAUCAGGAUGAUCCAGGUGGAGAAGGAGUCAGCAGAACUGCGAGCAGAUGAGAUAGAGAGCCGGGUGACCAGUGGCAGCAUGGAUGGCUUGAAUGUGACCCUUAGGCCAAGACCCUCUAUCCCAACCUCGGUCACUGCCCUGUCCCUGGCCAGUUCCUCACCUCCCGUCAGUGGACGUUCCACUCCCAAGCUGUCUGCACGCACCACCGCCCAUGAACUGGGCAUCAUGACCCUGCCUAGUGAUUUAAGGAAACAUCGCAGGAAAGUGCUAUCUCCAGUGUCACGAGAUGAGACACGUGAGGACAAGGCCACUAUCAAGUGCGAGACAUCACCACCUUCGUCGCCUCGCAGUCUGCGUCUGGAGCAGACCAAUUUUGCCCAGCUGACAGGCAGCCUGGAGGAUGGACGCGGGAGCAACAAGAAGAAGGGCAUCAAGUCUUCUAUUGGCCGCCUGUUUGGGAAGAAGGAGAAAGGACGCCUCAUACAGCAGAUGGGCAAAGAUGGCCAGAUGAGCAACACUGGUGUUCAGGACCUGGAGAUGGGCAUAGGGGACACCAUGACACUGGGAAAGCUGGGCACUCAGGCGGAGCGUGACCGCAGGAUGAAGAAGAAGCAUGAGCUGCUAGAGGAGGCCAGGAGGAAGGGUCUGCCUUUUGCCCAGUGGGAUGGCCCCACCGUGGUGUCCUGGCUCGAGCUGUGGGUGGGGAUGCCAGCUUGGUAUGUGGCUGCUUGUCGGGCCAAUGUGAAGAGUGGUGCCAUCAUGUCGGCGCUGUCUGACACGGAGAUCCAGCGAGAGAUCGGCAUUAGCAACCCGCUUCACCGACUGAAGCUAAGGCUGGCCAUCCAGGAGAUGGUGUCUCUCACCAGUCCUUCCGCACCCCUCACAUCCCGCACCUCCUCUGGAAAUGUGUGGGUGACACAUGAAGAGAUGGAGACUAUGGCGACGUCCACCAAGGCGGAGAAUGAGGAAGGAAGUUGGGCUCAGACCCUUGCGUACGGGGACAUGAACCACGAGUGGAUUGGAAAUGAAUGGCUGCCCAGCCUGGGCUUGCCCCAGUACCGCAGCUACUUCAUGGAGUGCCUGGUGGAUGCGCGCAUGCUGGACCACCUGACCAAGAAGGACCUGCGCACCCACCUGAAGAUGGUGGACAGCUUCCACCGGGCCAGCUUACACUAUGGGAUAAUGUGCUUGAAGAGACUGAAUUAUGACCGCAAAGAUCUGGAACGGAGGAGAGAGGAGUGCCAGCAUGAAAUGAAAGACACGCUGGUUUGGACCAACGAUCGGGUCAUACACUGGGUGCAGUCCAUCGGGCUCAAGGAGUACAGCAACAACCUGCUGGAGAGCGGAGUGCAUGGAGCCCUCAUCGCCCUGGACGAAAACUUUGACUACAGCAGCCUGGCACUCAUCCUGCAGAUCCCCAUGCAGAACACGCAGGCCAGACAGGUUUUGGAACGCGAGUUCAACAACAUGCUGGCCCUCGGCACUGACCGUAGGCUGGAUGAGAGCGAGGACAAGUCCUUCCGGAGGUCACCAUCUUGGAAGAAGCGCUUCCGCCCACGGGAUGGACAGGGUCUGGGAAUGAUGCCCGGCUCUAUCGAGACAUUGCCUGCUGGCUUCCGCCUCACCUCCAUGUCCAUCCCGCCAAAUGCAACCUUAGCACCCAAGCGGCUACAGCCAGAAGCCGGACCCCCGGCCCCACUGGCCGGACCUCCGGCUCCGCAGAGAUUAGAUCCCUCCGCCGUGCGGACUUACUCUUGUUAGCUCCGCUGUGCUAACAGGAACACUGAUGCCGACAGGUGAGUCCCAGCCGGAGGGGGGGAGCCCGGUGCCCGCUUUCUUCAUUCCCUCAGGCUUCUGUUUCACCCAGCUCACAGUCCCCACCUUCAUCACCACCCACCGGCGUUCUCCAGCCCCUCCGCCCUGUGCAGUCCUCCUAUGUCACCCCUAGAUGUACUAUUGGUUUUGAUUCCUGCACUGUUCACAGUAGCUUGAUUCUCCCCUGGAAGAAUACUGCUCAGAGAGAGUGUUCCUUUCAUGGAGACCUGCGCUGCAGCCCCCAAGCCCCUCACCCCACUGAUUAGAAACUUCCUGUUGUUAGGGUCCUCUUCUCCCCUCAGUCAUCUGUCAUUUACACCGGACACCCAUCCCUCUCAACCCACAGUGUCUGUAAAGCUGUUGAGAAGAAAUGGCUGCACUCUACAUCUUAAGCUUCCUCACGCAGAUGGUGAAUGUCUCCCCUUGUCUGAUUCAUUAAGGACAUCAUUCUAGCAUCUACUCUGCCACUUUACAUAAAUAUUUAUGUGACUGUGGGCUGCCUCUCAACAGCAAUGUGCAAAAUUCUUGCAGGAUUUCAGUUUUGAGGGGACUGGGGGCUGUGCAGAUUUGCUGAGUAAGUUACAGUAUGUGGGGAGAUGCCGGGCUGAGUUAAGAAGAUCUCUAACCAAAGAUGUUAAUGCAUUACUAAAAGUACUAAAUCCUUCUGGUUAACCCUUUCACUGAUUCGGGUUUCUUCCGCCAUUGAAUGUACUGCGCAGCGAAAGCUUGAGGGGAAGUUAGAAACAUGGAGUACAUCAAGGAAACUUGAGGUGUGUUUGCCCAGGCAAAUCUCAUUGCUUCUUUUUGUUCAAGCAGGCACUUUGUAUUCCAAGUGGUGGGAAACCUCGUUCGUGUAGGCCUCACAUUGGCCUCAUGUAGUUUGCCUUUCCAUUGGACUUCCCUCACAGUGUCAGAGCUUACUGUUGUCUUGCUGCUGUCUCAAACCUUGUCCUUCUCUCUGGCUCUCCUCACAGUUCACUCCCACUACCUGUACGGGCACUCGCUCGCUGCCUUUCGAGAGUGAUGUGCCAAAUUUCAGCGGGAUCCCUUUGUUCCUGGAGGUGGGAGUUGGUCCCUGGAGGGGAGGGGGAGGGGAGGGGGAACGGGGACGUGCGGGGAGUGGUGAAAAGUGGUGAAUAUGGUGCACGCCACUUGACAGACUCAUGUGCAAUAGAGUAGGUCGCCGAGCUCUCUCUUGCUGCAAAGGGGACUCCAGCGGCUGCGGUCAUGUUCCAUUAUUUCCAGUUAGUUGCUGUGAUGUUGUUACAGUUCUCCCUAUUUGAAACCGGUGCAUCUCACCUUGUAGUCUCUCAGUCAUACUGUAGUAUAUAUUACCUGAGUGUAUUUAUGACAUAUGCAGUAUAGAAGACUUUCCUCACCGGAUGUUCAAGGUUAUUUUGUGUCCCUUUCUGUAUAUAAAUGGAUGAUUUAUGUUUUAUAGAAAUAUAUAUAUAUAUAAUAUAAAUAUAUCAAAUUUGAAAGAUAUGACUAUUGUAUGUAAAAAGAAAAUUCUUGUUCUGUAGCUGGUAACUGUUUGUGGUUGUUGGAUCUCUGUUUCCUCAGCCAGUGCUUUAUUCGCUGUCAAUUUGUCACAUUACAGUGUGAGGAGUUUAUUUACCAGAGUAAUGGUAGGGUGCUAUUGCAGUUGCUCAAUACUGCUGAUACUUAUGCACUGGAUUGGGUCCGUUUUAAAACCUCCUUCAAGCUCAACUGUCUUUCUUCAAUCUUUUUGUAUAAAUGUGAAAUAAUUAUGGUGAAAUUGUGUAGAACAAGAGAGUGGUGGGUAUGAAUGACAUGUGAUUACAGAACAGCAAUAUCCUUUUAUUAUGUCAUGCUUGCCGAAGGAAGCUUGGGUGGUAGGCAGAGUUUUGAUGCAAAUACAGGGCCCACUUUAAUACACGUGACAUGCUGGAUUCGCCAACUGAAAUCUUCUAGAGUACUGGACUGGACACUUGAAGUCAUCCGGCUUGCUGGAUUGGACACCUGAACUAGCAACUGGAUGGGAGGAGUCUAUGUGAGGCCCCGCCUCUUAUGAUUUACGAUGUGGGUUUGCACCGUUGUUACGUUCAUUUGACAGCGUGCAAAACUCUAGCAAGUACUCUCACUGAGAAGGGACAGACUCAUUUCUGUGUGUGACAUCAGAGUCACAGCUGUGAGACUCAUUUUAAAGUGCUUUCACAUUCAUUAUCAUUUAAGGACCACAUUUCAUGUAUCAUCGCUCCAUUGUUGUGAAUUUAACUGCAGAUAUUGAUUAUGAAGUAUGUAUAUAUGUUUUUUCUUUACAGCAACAAAUGAAAGGUGUUUUAAGAAUUGUAAUGUGCUUUUGUGGCAGCUACAAGUACUGUAUGUGUAUUUUAUGCCAAGUGUGAAUCAAAGCUAAGAAAUUAAGUCUUUUUUGUUAUUUAAAAUGUCUACUGUACUUCUUCCGCUCAAAACAAAGUGAAAAAACAGAAUUUAAUUAGAAACAGUUGAGCGCUGUUUUGUAAACAGCCAAGUACAACCCUGCUGAAUGUGUGGGUUCCGUCAAAACCCAGAGGCUCACACCCUCCUCACCUCGUUUGCCUGGCCAAGGCUGGAUUUCACUACUGUCAUAUACACAGAGUGAGGCCAGUCCCACCAUGUGCAAAUAGCACUAC
Molecule: messenger RNA, 7510 nt
Organism: Scleropages formosus (Asian bonytongue)
Lineage: Eukaryota; Metazoa; Chordata; Actinopteri; Osteoglossiformes; Osteoglossidae
Gene: ppfia4
Product: PTPRF interacting protein alpha 4
Exons: 29
Coding region: 1158-4820 (1220 amino acids)
Biological process (GO): synapse organization
Cellular component (GO): presynaptic active zone
Molecular function (GO): protein binding
Source: RefSeq, a predicted model, not a curated record